Molecule: messenger RNA, 1963 nt
Organism: Antechinus flavipes (yellow-footed antechinus)
Lineage: Eukaryota; Metazoa; Chordata; Mammalia; Dasyuromorphia; Dasyuridae
Gene: BDKRB1
Product: bradykinin receptor B1
Exons: 2
Coding region: 896-1906 (336 amino acids)
Biological process (GO): response to mechanical stimulus; inflammatory response; G protein-coupled receptor signaling pathway
Cellular component (GO): membrane
Molecular function (GO): bradykinin receptor activity
Source: RefSeq, a predicted model, not a curated record
AUAGAACUAGAGUCACUUAACUAGUGUCAGGACCAAGAGUCAACCCUGAGCUUUCUAAAAUCCACAACUCUUUUGAUAGUGAGAUUUGAGAGGCAUCCACAUAGAAGUUUAAGCCAUGGGUGUGUGGGAUCACCUGCAUCUGAAGAAGAAAAUACCAAAAUUCUGUGACUGGGCAAACCUAAGAUAAAUGAAUUUACAGCCUAAAUCUCAGGAAUAUGCAACAUUUGGCUCUUGGAUAUUUCAAUUUGAUACAUUCAGACUAAUUUCUAAAAGACCUGAAAAACUGCUAGAUUAAAAAAAAAAAAAGAUAAAAAAAUUCCUCCUAUAUAUUUUAUUCACAGUAUAGUACUCAUUACUUCCUGGAAAGAAAGUACCUUGUGUUCUUCUCAAAGCACCUCCUCUUCCAAGAAAAUGUCAAUUAAUCCUGUUAAUACACUCAUAAAACUCUGAUUCAGAGCAAGCAGAGGAAGAAGGAUGAAGAAACAUGUGUUGACUGAUUAUUCCAGGAACUAUCAAUCUAUAUCAAAAUCCGCCUUUAGGAAUUCAGAAAAGACAGAACCAUAAAGCUGCCUGGAAUUGAUAGGAUUAUGACUUGGAAUUAAGACUUUCCAAGUGUCACCAAGACAAAAAAUAAUAGAAUUCUUCUGACCCAUACAUUUAAAAAAAAUUCUUUAAAGUUCCAAAUUACUUCUUUUGCCUCCUCAUUUUUUUAAUAUGAUCACUGAUGACAUCAUUAGGGCUGAGGUUGUGAAGUGAAAUUUAAAAGCACUUUGUUUUAAGUCUUCCACAGAACACAGAAUUCUCUGUGUUUUCUUCCUGGUCAGUUCUUUUAACAUUAUACAUUCAGCAAAGGAGCACUUAGAAUUCAUUCUACACUUCAGAAAUAUUGAAGUCAAUGGCAACCCAGACACCUCCAGGAUUUUCCAUCUCAAAAAAACCAAACCUUUUCCAGAAUACAAGCUACUGCAUGGAUACAAAAGAGCUUUGGGAUGUUUUGUACAGUGUGCUACCACCAUGGAUCACUGUCAUUUUUUUUUUUGGUUUGCUAGGAAAUUUAUUUGCCUUAUCUAUCUUCUUCUUACUCAGGAAACGCCUAACUGUGGCAGAAAUUUAUUUGACUAAUCUGUCAAUAUCUGACUUUAUGUUUGUCGUGGGUUUGCCCUUCUGGGCAGAAAACGUCCAGGAGCAGUUCACAUGGCGAUUUGGCCAUGUUCUUUGCUACAUCAUCAAUGGAGUCAUCAAGGCCCAUCUAUUUGUAAGUGUCUUCUUGGUGGUGGCCAUCAGCAGGGAUCGUUACUGUGUUCUCGUCCACACCAUGAGUAACCAGAUACAACGCAGCCCUAGACAAGCCCGGAUCAUCUGUGCUUUCAUCUGGUUCUUAGGUGGCCUCCUAAGCAUCCCCACUUUUCUGUUCCGGUCAGUGGAAACCAUCCCAAAUCUGAACAUCAUGGCCUGUGUCCUCCAAUUCCCACAUGAAAUAUGGUAUUCUAUCAGAAUUAUUAAGCUGAGUGUGGUAGGCUUCAUCAUUCCCCUAAUUGCCAUCAUCUUCUUCAACUCAAAGAUAAUAACCUCCUUGAGAGGUCGGACCAAGAUCAAUAUAAAGAGAUCAGGAAAUACAAAUGAUACUAAAGCUACCAGUCUGAUCCUUACCCUAGUGACUGUUUUUAUUAUAUGCUGGACUCCGUAUCAUUGCUUUGCUAUUCUGGAAUAUUUAUUCUGGCUGAAAGCUAUCCAGGGCUGCUUUUGGGAAGAAUUAAUUGACCUGGGCUUGAUAUUUGCCAAUUUCUUUGCCUUCCUCAACAGUUGCCUGAAUCCUGUGAUUUUUGUCUUUAUGGGGAAGCUUUUUAGGGCCAGAGUUUGUGAAGUUUAUAAACAAUGCACUACCAGAUGUUCUAUGCCAAUGUAGUCAUAGGAUGGAAAUAAAAUCCACUGCUUUUAUUUGGUCAUUAAAACUUUAAAAGGA